Ambispora leptoticha is the source of this 273-nucleotide messenger RNA. Lineage: Eukaryota; Fungi; Glomeromycota; Glomeromycetes; Archaeosporales; Ambisporaceae. The record is from the annotation of a GenBank genome assembly.
AUGCCCUCAACAAUAACAACUGUGUGCUAUAUCACUGAUCGACAAGAAUCCAUUACAAACAAAACUCUCAAUGUUGUUAAGGCUGCUGGGGUGAUGCGUCCUAAAAAUAAUGCCUCUGCACUAAAUCUUCUUUUAAUAGGCUUUUACUCGCAAGACAAAACCCAAAAAUCCACCUUGGCGUCCUUCUCAACUGAAGACGUAAUUUUGGUGACUGGUAAAUUUCGUAUUAUCGAAAAUUCAGAUGAAACCGGAAAAAAAUAUCCUGUAAUAAAG